GCCGGCGGGCUCAGUCGGACGAUGGCCGCGGCCGCGGCGGGUGGAGCCCCGGGCCCAACCCCGGGCCCGGCCCCCGGCCCCGGCGCCGGCCCCGCCAGGGCCCCGCCGCCCGCCGGCCCCGGCCCCGCCGCCAGGGCCCCGCCACAGGCGCUCCGGAGGCGCGGGGACUCGCGGCGCCGCCAGGCCGCUCUCUUCUUCCUCAACAACAUCUCCCUGGACGGCCGCCCCCCGAGCCUGGGCCCGGGCGGGGAGAAGCCCCCGCCGCCGCCGCCCGCCGAAGCCCGCGAGCCGCCCGCGCCGCCGCCCGCGCCCCCCGCCGGCCUGCCCGGGCUGCCCGGUCCCGCGGGCAGGGCGUCGGCGCCCCAGGGCCUGCUCAGCCCUGCGCCCGGCCCCGCGCCCGCCAGCCUGGGCCUCGGCCUGGGACUCGGGCUGGACGGGCAACGCCAGAGACGGCGAGUCGUCUCCCAGCGCUGUUCUCUCGAGUUCCUGGAAGACGCUGUGGGAUGUGCCUCGGUUCAAAGAACCAAGCACAUAUCCGGAUCCCCAAGACACAAAGGCUUGAAGAAGACCCACUUCAUCAAGAAUAUGAGGCAGUAUGACACCAGGAACAGCAGGAUCGUGCUCAUCUGCGCCAGGCGGUCCCUAUGUGCGGCCUUCUCGGUCCUGCCCUACGGAGAAGGCCUGCGGCUCAGUGACCUGAGGGUGGACAGCCAGAAGCAGAGGCACCCGUCGGGCGGCGUCUCCGUGUCUUCUGAGAUGGUCUUUGAGUUGGAGGGCGUGGAGCUGGGAGCAGACGGGAAGGUGGUAUCUUAUGCCAAGUUCUUGUACCCUACCAACGCCCUGGUCACACACAAGACAGAUGGCCACGGCCUGCCGCCCCAGCCCCGGCCCAGCGUCCCCCGCGCUCUGCCAGGCUCAAGAUACAAACCGGCCCCGGCCAAGUCAGCACCAGCUGGCACGGAACUAGGCGGCGACGCCGGGGACGUGCUGGAAUACAAUCCCAAUCUGCUGGACGACCCGCAGUGGCCCUGCGGCAAGCACAAGAGGGUCCUCAUCUUCGCCUCUUACAUGACCACGGUGAUCGAGUACGUGAAGCCCUCUGACCUCAAGAAGGACAUGAAUGAGACCUUCCGAGAGAAGUUCCCGCAUAUCAAACUGACCCUGAGCAAGAUCCGGAGCUUGAAGCGCGAGAUGCGGAACCUUUCUGAGGAGUGCAGCCUGGAGCCCGUGACCGUGUCCAUGGCGUACGUGUACUUCGAGAAGCUGGUCCUGCAGGGCAAACUCAACAAGCAGAACCGCAAGCUGUGCGCCGGCGCGUGCGUGCUGCUCGCAGCCAAGAUCAGCAGCGACCUGCGCAGGGGCGAGGUGAAGCAGCUCAUCGAUAAGCUGGAAGAAAGGUUCCGAUUCAACAGACGGGAUCUGAUUGGGUUCGAGUUCACGGUGCUGGUGGCCUUGGAACUCGCACUCUACCUUCCCGAGAGCCAGGUGUUACCUCAUUACCGACGCCUCACGCAGCAGUUCUAGUCAAGGCCGGCCCCGCUGCCCACACGGCCCCGGUGCAGACGCCCGCGUGGGCCCAGGAGGUGUUUGCAGGCACCGCACGCCCACCAGGCCCCACUUCGGGGCCCAGCUGGGGCACCCGCCUGGCGGGGACUCGCCUGCCCUCUGUGACUGACGCCACUGUCGCCACACCCUCGCAGCCUUGCGGGGGCACUAUUUCUGUUCCAAAGCACACUGUGUCCGUGUAUUCCCGAGAGCCUGUCAGUGUGUCCGCAGGAACAAGGUGGGAGGUUUUGUGUUCUUUGCCACGUGCCUGAGAGU
Molecule: messenger RNA, 1821 nt
Organism: Mustela erminea (ermine)
Lineage: Eukaryota; Metazoa; Chordata; Mammalia; Carnivora; Mustelidae
Gene: CABLES2
Product: Cdk5 and Abl enzyme substrate 2
Exons: 11
Coding region: 22-1524 (500 amino acids)
Biological process (GO): regulation of cell cycle
Source: RefSeq, a predicted model, not a curated record